AUGCCGGACCUGAAGUUUUUGUCACAAAACUUUCCAACCGCGGUUAAUUUCGCGCUGAAGAACUGUCCUAUUCGCCAGAGCGAUGUUCCAGUGAAAGGUUUUGCAGCUCUCAGCGUGGUCGUUAAUGUUGCCCAAGUACUUGAGUACGGGUUCAAACCCCUUCGGAAGAGCAGAAAUCUUCGCGAUGUAGGGGUCCCUGAUCCAGAACUAGACAACGGUGCGCGGCGAGUCCGAACAAUUGCAGCUAGCCUUAGUGCCCAAACGCUUCUGAAGAGUCACGAGGGUCUUCAAGAUCUAGCACUUCAAUGUGUUAUAGUAUCUGCGGAAUCUAUCGAGGAGCUUGACGCGCUUAAAGUUGUAGAUCCCAAGUCAAAAUGA
Molecule: messenger RNA, 378 nt
Organism: Xylaria bambusicola
Lineage: Eukaryota; Fungi; Ascomycota; Sordariomycetes; Xylariales; Xylariaceae
Exons: 2
Coding region: 1-378 (125 amino acids)
Source: RefSeq, a predicted model, not a curated record